Molecule: messenger RNA, 729 nt
Organism: Colletotrichum abscissum
Lineage: Eukaryota; Fungi; Ascomycota; Sordariomycetes; Glomerellales; Glomerellaceae
Exons: 1
Coding region: 1-729 (242 amino acids)
Source: RefSeq, a predicted model, not a curated record
AUGGACGACUAUGUUUCUGUAGAUGAGGACGUCUAUGACGUGCGUCACGACGAGGAGGCCGUGGAAUCUCCUGCGAUCAUCCAUGACAGAGUUGCACAUGAGCUUCUCGAUCCAUCAUCAGGGACAAGCGCAUCCGCCGAAGAGCCUGCGUUCGCCGAAUCGCCUCCGAUGAUGAACGCCGACGGCAAUCCGGCCACGGAUCAGAACGAGGAGCUAGCCUCAGAACCGGCAGCCCGUUUCCUCUUGUCAUCGAAGCACCUGACGCUUGCCAGCCCGUAUUUCAAGACGACCUUGGGCGGCGUAUGGCGUGAGACCAGAAACAAGUCAUCGUCGGAGUUGCUCACCACACUGAAAGGAUUCGAUGUCGAUGCGACGCUGAUUCUGAUGCAAGUUAUCCACGGGCAAUUGCACGAAACACCGACUGCGGUGACGUUAGAGCUUCUUGCCAAGAUUUCCGUUUUGGUCGACUAUCUCGGAUGCCACCAAGCAUUUAGAUUCGUAUCGCGGAUUUGGUUUGCGGAGAUGACCGUCUCGCCGCCGAAUCAUUACGGUCGGGAAUUGGUGCUCUGGAUACUGAUCUCGAAAGUUUUCAGCGAGCCCAAGAUUUUCGAGACAACCACGAAGACAGCCAUUAUCUCGAGCUAUGGUCGUCUCCAGACAAUGGAACUCCCUCUGCCGAAUGCAUUAAUUGGUAGGCUUGUCGUCUACAUUAUCUUGCGGUAUAACUAA